CUCUCUAGCAAGUCAGCCGGUUCCUUCGGCGGCCCGUGUGCCGCAAAAGCUCUUCCCCGGACAUGGUGCGGAGGGUGGCCGUCGUGGGAGCCGGCGUGAGCGGCCUGGCCUCCGUCAAAUGCUGCCUGGACGAAGGGCUGGAGCCGACCUGCUUCGAGAGGAGCGACGGCAUCGGCGGGGUGUGGCGGUUCACCGAAAUUCCAGAAAAGGGGAGGACCAGCGUUUACAGAUCGGUGAUAACCAACACCUCCAAAGAAAUGACCUGUUUCAGCGACUUCCCGUUCCCGGAGGAUUGGCCCAACUAUAUGCAUCACUCUUCGCUCCUGCAGUACCUCAAGGACUACGCUGAGCAAUUCCACCUCCUGGACCAUAUCCAUUUCCAGACCACCGUCUGCAGCAUCAGGAAACAUCCAGACUUCACAGCUACUGGGCAAUGGCUGGUUUGCACGGAAACAAACGGGCUGCUGGAAUCAGCUGUUUUUGAUGCCGUUAUGGUUUGCAGCGGCCGUUACAAGGAUCUUAAUUUUCCACUUGGUUCUUUUCCUGGGAUUGAAAACUUUAAAGGCCGCUACAUGCACAGCUGGGAAUAUAGAGAUCCAAAAGGGACUGAAGGGAAAAACGUCCUCGUUAUUGGUGCCGGGAAUACCGGAGGGGAUGUCGCUGUGGAGCUGAGCCACACGGCCGCCAAGGUCUUUCUCAGCACCAGAACUGGGACGUGGGUGUUAAGCCGCAUCUCCAGGGCUGGCUGGCCUUUUGACAUGGCUUUCUCAACGCGUCUCAGCGGGAUCAUUCAGAAGCUCCUUCCAGCAGAGCUCAUACUGAAGAGGAUGCUGCCAAGGAUAUGCAAUAGGUGGUUUAACCAUGAGAACUACGGCCUGGUCCCCUCCCAAAGGCCAUGGCUAUCUGUAAUCGUGAAUGACGAGCUGCCCAGCUGCAUCCUCCGUGGGGCCGUGGUGGUGAAGCCAAACGUGAGAAGGUUCACUGAGGCGGCGGCGAUCUUUGAGGAUGGGACGGUCGAGGAGAACAUCGAUCUGGUCGUCUUCGCCACGGGUUAUGCGGCAUCAUUUCCCUUCCUGGAGGAGUCCGUCCACGAUGUCUGUAAACGCAGUGUGUCCCUUUAUAAGCAGGUCUUCCCUCCACAGCUGGAGAGGCCCACGCUGGCUUUCAUUGGCUUCAUAGCAGUCACUGGGUCCAUCCUGCCGGCAGCAGAACUUCAGGCUCGCUGGGUCACGAGAGUCUUUAAUGGGUCAAACAAACUACCUACAGUGAAAAAGAUGAUGCGUGCAGUUGCUAAACAGGAGAAGGAGCUUCUUAAAAAGAAUAUUCCCAGUGACAAAGCAAGGUCAGGUUACGUGGUCUACAUGGAUGACAUCGCAAGCUGCUUUGGCGUCAAACCGAACAUGACACUGCUCUUCCUAUCAGACCCCAAACUGGCCUUGUCCGUUCUCUUUGGACCCUGCACUUCUUACCAAUACCGCCUGAACGGACCGGGGAAGUGGCAUAAAGCCAGAGAGAAAAUCCUGACCCAGUGGGACAGAGUUCUGAAGCCCCUGAAGACCCGGGUCGUAGAUGCCUCCCCCCGACACCCCAAGGCUCCUUGCUGGCUGAAAGUCCUUGCAUGGUCCGUGUUCCUUGGGACCGCCAUGCUCAUUUUUAAAUGCCCAUCUGCUUCAUGGUUGCCCAGGAUAAAGUGAAGCGAGAGAUGCCCUUUACAGAUCACAGCCGUUCCAGGUUAGUGCUGUAAUCACAGCUGUGGUGUGCGCAUUUGAAUACCACAUUGGUUUCAGAAAGCUGAUCAUGACAUGGAGACGGUGCUAUUCAAGGGCUCGCACAGAAGCUGCACAGAUGUUCUUUUGCUGUGUGGGUUCUAAAGGCUUGGGAAACAGAUGUUUCAAUUGCCAUGUGAUCUGACUGGAUCAAUAUGAAGCCCCCGUUUCUGUUUUCAUGAUCUGUUUCACUGUGCAGGUGACCUGUACGUUCGCCAAUGCAAUCCUAUACACGUUUCUUCAGAAAUAAGUCUCAUUAUAUGCAGUGGGGCUUAAUCCCAGGUUCAUUAAGGGUGGAAGUCUAAUAGUCUGGCAGUGUAGAAAUGUUGAGCUUCAGGGAGACAGCAGCUCAACGUCUUUGCAACCAAGAGCUUUUUUACACAAAGUAUGUACGAUAUUCCCUACCCACGGUUAUUUACGGGUUCUUCGGAUGACAUUGUGCCCCUCCAGAUUUUCUUCUGUUUCCUGCGAAAGAAAAUGCUAUUUCUAGUUGUGUAUUAGUUCUCUUCUUCUCUAUCACAGUACCACCUAAAGGUUAGGUAGGGGAAGAGCAGAAAAGGUAAAGCUCCUGGUUUUGAGCUCAGAUCCCCAUCCUGAGACAAAACCAAAAGAAGAAACAGCAGAUUAACAGCCUUAAGUAAAAAUGUUCCGAAUAUUUCACAUUGCCUCAUGUUUGCUUGCUGGUCUGUGACUAUAAUAAAGAGAACUUCAGUUUCACCUCCCCCUUUACCCUUCCCAAUAGCUCAUCAGAUCCAGACAGGCCGCUGGCUCAUUGAUCUUUUCUUCUUUCUAAUAGCUGCUGGUUAUAAAUUGUAAAAAUAGAAUUUAAACUUAAAAUUUAAUAAAGGUAUUUAAUAGGAA
This is a messenger RNA of Varanus komodoensis (Komodo dragon), 2627 nucleotides long. Its product is annotated as dimethylaniline monooxygenase [N-oxide-forming] 4-like. Gene Ontology annotation, molecular function: N,N-dimethylaniline monooxygenase activity; NADP binding; flavin adenine dinucleotide binding. NCBI's taxonomy places the organism in Eukaryota, Metazoa, Chordata, Lepidosauria, Squamata, Varanidae. The transcript is spliced from 8 exons. Bases 63 to 1694 code for a protein of 543 amino acids. The record is from RefSeq and is a predicted model, not a curated record.